Parasteatoda tepidariorum (common house spider) is the source of this 1197-nucleotide messenger RNA. RefSeq lists its product as uncharacterized. Gene Ontology annotation, molecular function: protein binding. Lineage: Eukaryota; Metazoa; Arthropoda; Arachnida; Araneae; Theridiidae. The record is from RefSeq and is a predicted model, not a curated record.
AUGCCUUUUGUUACAACUGACAAGGACAACUUUACUUAUAUUUGGAAAAUUGAAAACUUUAGUUCGUGGGUUCAAAAGCGUGGUGAAAGGGUAAAGAGCCCCUGGUUUACGGCAGAUACAUUGGACGAAACAAAAUGGCGCUUGGAUCUUUACCCUAGAGGAAUUGACAAUGGAAACGAAAUUUGUAUUUCUUGCUACUUGUGCCGGGCAGAAAUGGAUAGCGGCGAUGAAAAUGUAACCAUUGGCUACGAGUUUGAAAUCCUUGGCGUAGAUGGCACGACUCUAUUAUCGAAAAAAGUUGAAAGUUUUACUUUUAAAAGAAAAGAAUCAUUAGGUUGGCCUGAUUUUAAAAGUCUAAAUGAAAUAUUUAGAGAUAAAACCGUCUUCUUGCCAAAAGACACUUUAACUGUUCGAUGUAUCAUGUGGGGUUUAUUUCCACACAACGUCAAGGCAACCAGGACAUCUGCUUUGACCGAAAUCGGUGUUGGUGGUUGCUUUUUCAAAUAUAGUAUAAAGUUAUCAACAUUGGAAACUCCGGUGCAUUAUUUUGUGCCAGGUCCUUGGCGGAUUGAGUUGACGUUUUACCUUUCCGAAGAUGAAAACGUGUGCGUCAAAAUCAGAAAAUUUGGCGAAGUCACCUUCAGAUACGUUCUUCAGUGCAAAGUGGCCUUGCUAGAUGUCGAAGGAAUUGCACACGAAAUCAGACAAUCGGAACACAUCAUCGAACCCAAACAGGAAGUGAAAAUAUGGGAAUUUCCACCUUUUAUCAAGAAAAACAAACUUCUGGCCAACAAAAAUUUACUGCUUAGCGACGAUGUGAUUAGUUUCAACUGUGACUUUUCAAUAUCUGACAGAAGUGAUGUAGUUGAAUUUGAAGAAAUUAUCCCGAUGCCACAAAUUAAUAGCAAUGCGUCAUCGCAAAACAUCUCAAGCAUCGACAAUUUGAGAANACAUUCAUAUGUAAUUGUAUGUUCUUCCUUUAUAAAAUCAAAAAUGUGUCGCAAUACGGUUUGCGAUAUCAUUGUGCUUACGGAUGAAUAUCAAGACGAUGAUUUGAAAUCAAAAGCUCUCGAUUACAUGAAAGAACAUACGAAUGAUAUUCUCUUAUCAGGUGAAUGGAAACGGUUGAUAGAAAACAAUGCUAAAUUAGCUACUGAAAUUUUGUGUAAAUUAUCUAUCAGGAUUGGAAAAGCGUGA